CUACUAACCCGGCUGUCAGUUGGCAGUGGUGCAGGGAUUUAUAAGCAGUGAUAUGAUGCACGGAUGCCUUCUCUUACUUGUCAGGGACGGGCAUAUAUUUAGCCUCUCUUGCAGUGGAUAAGGCCGGUCAGUUUACACUCAAUGCGGGGGCUAUUUUGGGAUCCUGGUGCCACUGGUCGUGAAAUGGCAACUAGUUACUGCAGUUAGCCAGGCGAAGAAGUUACACAUUUCCUGGCUUCUUCUGCAUCUUAAUUAUGCAAAGUAUACCCUGCAAAAUACACUCCAUUGGUAAUAUUGCAAGAGAGUACUGACAGCAUUUAACCAUGGCUCCUAAAAAGAUGCCUCCAAAGAAGGGAGGAGAUGGACCAAAACAGCCCCCCCUGAUUGGACGUUUCGGGACUUCAUUGAAAAUUGGAAUUGUUGGGUUACCAAAUGUAGGAAAGUCAACAUUCUUCAAUGUUCUGACGAAGAGUCAGGCAGCGGCUGAGAAUUUUCCCUUUUGCACCAUCGACCCAAACGAGAGCCGUGUGCCCAUUCCAGAUGAGCGCUACGACUUUCUCUGCCAGUACCAUAAACCAGUCAGUAAGGUUCCAGCAUUUCUGAACGUGGUGGAUAUUGCUGGCUUAGUGAAAGGGGCUCACGCAGGCCAGGGUUUGGGUAACGCCUUCCUCUCCCACAUCAGUGCUUGUGAUGCCAUCUUUCACAUGACACGAGCUUUUGAGGAUGAAGAUAUUAUCCACGUUGAGGGCUGUGUUGACCCAGUGAGGGAUAUAGAGAUCAUUCAUGAAGAGCUGAGGAUGAAGGAUGAAGAGAUGAUUGGGCCAAUCAUUGAUAAGCUUGAGAAAACCGCUGUGAGGGGAGGAGACAAAAAACUCAAACCUGAAUAUGACAUCAUGUGUAAAAUAAAGUCCUGGGUUGUUGAUGAAAAGAAACAUGUCCGUUAUUACCAUGAAUGGAAUGACAAAGAGAUUGAGGUUUUGAAUAAGUAUCUGUUCCUGACAUCCAAGCCGAUGAUCUACUUGGUAAACCUCUCGGAGAAAGAUUAUAUAAGGAAAAAGAAUAAAUGGUUGGUGAAGAUCAAGGAGUGGGUUGACGCUCAUGAUCCAUGUGCGCUGGUCAUCCCGUUCAGUGGGGGAUUUGAGAGCAAGUAUCAGGAUAUGACUGAUGAAGAGAAACAGAAAUAUUGUGAGGAGAACAAAACACAGAGUAUUCUGACUAAGAUAAUCAAGAGUGGGUACGCAGGCCUGCAGCUGGAGUACUUCUUCACAGCAGGACCUGAUGAAGUCCGUGCAUGGACCAUCAGGAAAGGCACCAAGGCCCCGCAAGCAGCUGGAAAGAUCCACACAGACUUCGAGAAAGGCUUCAUCAUGGCCGAAGUCAUGAAGUUUACAGACUUUAAGGAGGAAGGCAGUGAAAACGCAGUUAAAGCUGCAGGAAAAUACAGACAACAGGGGCGAAACUACAUAGUGGAAGAUGGUGACAUCAUCUUUUUCAAAUUCAACACGCCUAAUCAGCCCAAAAAGAAGUGAAGCCACUUGGAUGGACAGUACUGUCUAUGACUCCUGCUCAGUCUCUUCAUUUAUGGCUUUGGAACAUUUAAAACACAAUCACACCUUAGUGGUGUAUAAGUUAAUUUUUUAUUUUAUUAUUUCGGCUGAUUGCUGAAAUGAAUGUAAUGGCUGGUCUGCUUACAAAAGCUGCAUGUCACACAGCAGUUUAUUCUAAUAAAACACUUCCUUAGACCAGA
Molecule: messenger RNA, 1747 nt
Organism: Cyprinus carpio (common carp)
Lineage: Eukaryota; Metazoa; Chordata; Actinopteri; Cypriniformes; Cyprinidae
Product: obg-like ATPase 1
Cellular component (GO): cytoplasm
Molecular function (GO): ATP binding; ATP hydrolysis activity; GTP binding
Source: RefSeq, a predicted model, not a curated record